CGCGGGACAGGAGCGAGCGGCCCGGCCCCUGUGCGGCCCGGCCGAGCCCGGGGCGGGGCGGCGGGGAAGGGAAGGGAAGAGAAGGGAAGGGAGAGGGCGGACUACAGCUCCCGCCGGCCCCGCGGCAGGGCGGCGCACAGCGGCGCUACCUGUCCCGGCCGGGCAGGUGAGCGCCUGGGACCGGGCUCCUUCCUCGGGCCUGCGGCUCCUCCUUCUCCCCCGCCUGGCCGCAGGCCCGCCCGGCAGCCGCGAUGCCGUUCCCCAGCUCCGGCGCGGACGAUGCCUUCGACUACCUCUUCAAGAUCAUCCUGAUCGGCGACUCCAACGUGGGGAAGACGUGCGUGGUGCACCGCUUCAAGACAGGGCAGUUCAACGAGAAGCAGCAGAACACCAUCGGCGUCGACUUCACCGUGCGCUCGAUGGACAUCGACGGCAAGAAAGUAAAGAUCCAAGUGUGGGACACAGCCGGUCAAGAGCGCUUCCGGACAAUAACCCAGUCUUAUUACAGGAGUGCCCAUGGGGCCAUCCUUGCCUAUGACCUUACUAGGAGGUCCACAUUUGAAUCCAUUCCUCACUGGAUUCAUGAAAUUGAAAAGUAUGGUGCUGCAAACUUGGUCAUGAUGUUAAUUGGGAACAAAUCGGAUUCACUGGACAAGCGCCAAGUGCUGUUUGAAGACGCCUGCACCCUGGCAGAGAAGCACGGGCUCUUAGCUGUGCUGGAAACAUCAGCAAAAGAAGCUCAAAACAUAGAAGAGGUGUUCACGUUAAUGGCUAAGGAGCUGAUAGCCCGAAAUACCUUACAGCUUCAUGGGGAGAACCCUCCAAACAGCUUCAGUCUUGACUCCAGGCCAGUGAUUGCCAGUCCAAGUGUGGAGAAGACCCAGUGCUCCUGUUGAAGAGAGACUUCAGGGAGAACUUGAAAACUGACAUACUUCUGAGGCUGUUUAAUUCAAUUUUGUUCAGUUAUUGAAAGUGUUUUGUGUGGCCUCAAGCCAUCUCUCUUGAUAUUUCUACCUUGCAGUUUGCCUUGUGAGUAUUUUCAGAGAUCAUUGUUGUUGUUGAUAGCAUAGGUUGCUUUGAACAUAGCAAUGUGAACUUCUGAGAUGAGAGGACUCAGGAAGCUGCCAGGCCUUGCCCUAACCAAAGAGAACUAUAAAAGUUAUUGCCUUUAAUUAUUUCCUUACAUGUCUUUCUGGCUGUGUCAGAAGAUCAAUUUGCACCAGAGUUCUGCACUGACCCUUCUAAGCUGUGUUGUUGGUUUUUAGCACUUUCCUCUCUGCCAGUAGCUGUAAAAACUCUGACACAUGCUUGGACAGCACUAACCCACUCCUGCCUAAACUGUCAUUUUGGAGCUCUCCUGAGGUCAGGCAGGUAGCCACCCAUCCCAAUCAUAACAUUUGUGAAAGAGUAGAGGAUUUCACAUCUGCCCUGAGUUCCUCACCCGAGGAACCUCUCCUUCAUCCCUGGAGACAUCUCAGGGGUGGCGCAGCAGGCAGAAUAUGAUACACUUCUUCCUGGGGUGAGAGAAGUUGCCUUUCGAUUUGCUUUGUGAUAGUCAGGAUUGUUUCCAGUACUGUUCUCCAUCCUGCUACAUGGACUUGCAGGAGGCAGCAAAGCUUCCAGUGAAAGGACCUUUUUUUCAUUCCUCCCUGCUAACCUCGUCUUGCUUUUGAUGUGCUGAUUUUAACCAAAAGCCUUCUGUAGCUUGUGUGAUGGGCCAGUGGCAGCUUGAGAGUAUCCCUGUAGAUGUUCAAGGGAGCGUGAAGGAUGAAUGCAAGCUCCUGUAAAACUCAGCAAGGGAUGAGAUGGUUUAAAUUAGGUAAAAAGUUAAAAAUUUACCUUGUGUUAGAGUGGUAAGGUAACGGUAUGGGGUGCACCAGAGAGCUGCCCUAGAUGAGUAUAUCUGCUGCUGCUGUGGAAACUGAACGUGGUGGUAGCAAUGGAAGGUUUUGGAUUGCUCCUCCCAAUUGCAAGCUCUGCUCCUUGGGGCUCACUUUUCUGUAUACCUGCACUGAAUGAAGGGUUUGGGCAGGGUUUUUUUGGUGAGGGUUUUGAGGUUGUUUUUUUUCCCAGUAGAUGGAAACAGGGGAGGAAGAGAAGGAAAGAAAUAUCAGAGGAAGUGUUUUUUGACUGCAGUCCGCACGUACCAAAGUGUAUCACUUAGUUACUGUUAAGCUAUGAACUGCAACUCCAACUCUGUAAUGAUAAAACACAGUUUGUGUUACAUGCAAAUCAGCCUUGGGAAGGCUAGGGUGUUGCCAGCUUACUCAAUGGCUUGCUGCCCUGUUUCCUAAGUCCUUGAAAAAUAGGGAAAAACAGGUAGCAAGUAUUGCUGGAAAAUCUUGUUUUAGAAGCACAAAGAAAAUAAAGGAGAAUGAAUAAUUAAGUGAUAGUCUUGGAAAUAUUUCUAAUGUUCUUAAUGCUUCCUCUGGCCAGGUUCUUUGCUAUUACAUGCAAAGAGCAGGGGUUAAUUCAGCUCUGUGUAAGCUGAGGGAGGAGCCUUCCAUGCAACCCUCUUGCUAUAGGCCUGCUGUGGAGAAAGCUUCAUUUUCAGGCAUCUUCCUUCUCAUGUUUGCUUUUUAAAUCUUUACUCCUUCUUCAUUUUUACUAGCCUAGUAGUUGCAUUUUGGUUUGCACAUUCAAGCAAAUACCAUAGCCUUUCACAGUGGUGAGCCAGCUUCCAAACAACUAGUUCCUACAACUCUCAUCACUAUAUGAGCAGUCAAAUGUAAGCUUAAUAUUUCUAUUCCUGGUAGUAGUUUGUAAUCCAUAAUUUUUACUUCUUUUUUUUUUCUUUUUUUUUUUUUGGUAGUAUCUUCCAGAAGACUGCAAUAGAAAAAGUAUUGCUUUCAUCUCCAGUUACAAUCUUUCAUUGGUCAAGAAUUAGAGAAGGGAUGGUACAAGCAGAGUGUUAACUUUGCAUGGUUCACUGGGUUUACCAUCUUAACUAGCCACUACUGUAUGAAGUUAUUUAGCUUACCCUCAGAAUGGAGACUUUUGCAGGCUGUUGUGAUCCUGAGUGCCCAGCACUGCCAGGUUUCAGGGCUCUUGCUGUUCUCCUGCUGCACACGUGGAGCUACUGGCAAAGCAAGACCUUCUUGGCAGAAAGCUGUGCAACACAGGAUCAGGGAGAACAGGCUUGUGACUGUUCCCUUUCCUUUAACAGGUCUAACAGGCUUCCUACCUCUCCAAGAAACUUAGUCUUAGACACCUACCCAUUGUGCAGCUAAACCAGGAGCGUGGCCUCUUGUGGUUGGUUCUGUUUGGUGUUUUCCACGAGGCCUUUGGGCAGUUACACGGAGUGGUUUCCACAGAGCUGCUUUUCUGGCUGUCCUCGUGUGAGUGCAGAGCAGCACUGGCUAACAAGGUCUUUCGGAGUACAUUGGUAAUGCUGUUACUUGUGAGGUAAUACAGGAAGCUAUGAACUUUAAAAAAAACACCUUAAAAUUUAAAAAAUCCCCGUCAUUCUAGACUGUGAGAACCACUAGAUUAAAGUACAAGCUCAGCAUAAUCUCUGUGGUUCUACCUUUCCCCUUCAGAGAGCAGAUGGAAACACCCAGCUAUGACAAGGCAGAGUAGCACUAACUCCUAUGGAGCCUUCUGUUAAUGGUUUGUUCCCCAGCAUCAUAUGCAAAUUCCAAGUGCAUCUUGACAGCAUCAUUAAUGCACAAAGGGUUAUAAGGUUGUUUACAACGCUACUUUAAAAACUACUACUGCCCCACAGGUUUCAGUUUCAAGAGCUGCACAUUCAGCUUGAAGAUGAGCUCAUUUGUUAAGUUCUUAUCUACUGGGAAAAAGUAUUUGAAUCUUCGCUGUGGCACAUUACUUGCACUGGUGUCACAGCCAGGCCAGAUGAGAAGCAUUACUUCUUGGUAGAAUAGGGUAAUAAAAAUAAUUAGAAAUAUUUUAUAAUGUACCAAACUGACAUGUCCCAGAAGCUGACCAGUUAAAAGCCAACACAACCCAGCAGCCCAGUGAUGUGGAAGGCACACAGCGCUGCCUAUGCGGUCCAGCUUUGCUUUAUAUGCAGGAGACAGGCUCUCAGUAACAAAAGCUGAGGUUCUUAUCUAAUCACUGCAGUUAAUGUUUAAGCAUAGUUGGAAGGGAGGCAAUUUUCACAUGCUGAACAGAGGUUGAGCACUCUAUCCUGGAGCCUUCUUUCAGAAAGAAGAUGCAUGCCUGUGAUUUUGGACAAGGAAAUGGAAGUGAAGCCUCCCCCAGCCAGGUGAAUGCUCCAAUGGCAGCACUGUUACAGGUGCCCCUUCCCCAACAGGCAUUUUCCUGGCUCUCAGCUGCCUGCAGGUGUGUGUGAGGGGCCCAAACAGCCAUGCUCAGCCAACUGGCUCCUGAAAUAAUUUUCAAGCACCACUCUUAAGCAACUGUGUUGAGAACUAGAACUACACCAACAGGCAAUGCUGGGAUAUCACACUCUUUUGAGAAUAGCUCUAGACAGGCCAAGAGACCCUUUGUCCUAAGAGUACUUCACCUUGAAAUAGGAAUUCAGUUUCAGAUGGGCAGGGCUCCCAAAAAUCUUUUGAAUCACUUUUUCUAAUGCUGCUGUUGUAAAUCAACCUUCACACAGCUGUCUGCACAGCUUCUGUGAAUGCAUUCGUAUCAAGCUGUUGUCAAGCAGGGCCCGACUGGCUUGACAGUGAGUGACAAACAGCACACCCAUGCAUAACCAGAGUUCAGCAUACUUACAAUCCUGCACUUCCUUGCUACUGCUGUAUCCAUGAUUAUCACUGCUUAUAGUUUUCACUUGUAAGUCUAGUUUUGCUAACCUGAAGUGAGGCUCAGCACAACUACAGUUUAAUGCCUUUCUAAUGCUAGCAAUUAAACUGACUUUGUAUUUGCUUGAUCCCUGCAGCACAGUCCUGUAUUGUAUCUCAAUCCUAAAGGAUUACAUGUAAAUUCCCUCAUUUUAAAUUGCUGCAGCAUGAAUUUCAUCUACACAAGUUUUGUUCCAAACAUGAGACAGCCCAUGGGUCAUGGUACCCUCCAAAUACAAAUCUCCUCUGUACCCGCAGUAGUAGGGAAGUGACUCUGUAUUUCAUUAAAUGAACCAGGUAUUUCCUCAAAGAUUACAAUCCACCUUGGGCCACAAAGGCCAGCUGUGCUACCAACAUUUGAACUAAAGCAGCCAAAGUUGUAACAAGUGCUCUUACCUUAAAUGAUCAUGUUCAGAGCAGGGAGAACAGGUAGCACACUUACUCUGCACUUUCCACAAGAGGCAAAGGUCUGUGUCAAAUGAAAUAUAUGUAUUCUGGACUAGAGAGUAAAGCCAAGGCAUCCAAAGUGACAGCAUCCAUAUUUUUCUAAAGACUUUUGAUUUGAAAUUUAGAUUCUGCUGGUGGAAGUUUAUGGAGACUUUUAUACCCUUUCCACCUUGAUGCUACUCUCAUUGGCCUUUUCAGUUUCUGUACCUUUCCUUGAAGAGAAUGUAGCACAGCCAAAGUUGUCACCCUCCAUCUUCUUACAUUAUAAGCUUAAUUCUACUGAAUUUAUUCCUAUUCUCACAGAGGAAGAACAUAGCAGCCUACUAACAUACUUAUUUCAGAGACCCUACUAUUUUCAGCUGUCCCAGUCUGGGGUUGGUGGGGGUGGGAAUCACAAUGCUCCAGCCAGCUUAGAAACAAGGCUAGCACAGUGAAAUCCCGUUCAGACAGGAAGCAGCACCCAGCCACGCUGGCUUGGGGACAAAUACAGGCAGUUCCUGAACCUGCACAACAGGAACCACAGCACAGUUCAAAGCAAGAGGAGCUAUUUGUCAUGCUGCCCGUGAACACAUCAGUGGCCGUGCAGCUCCACCCACCAGCCUCCAGCAAAGCACAUCACUCAUCUGGGUAUUCUCAGCCUCCUCUGUAGUGUGUACAGGAGGAAGCUUUGGAAGCACCAGCAGCCACCACUGUGCACCCAGGCAGGGAGUAAAGACGCCACUCCUGACCCCUUAUGAAAGCAAGCUCACACACGUGCUCUGGCUGGUAAGUUCAUCGUGUUUUUCCAUCUUAUCAGAACACAGCUUUGUUACAAACUCACAUUUGAAUGAAGCUUUCUAAUAGGAUAUAACAACUUAUGUUCACCAUGUAGGGCAGAGAGGCUUUAACUUUUUUCUGUUUUCUCCCUUUUAUCAGUUUACAGUGUCAUUUGCUCAAAUUACAUUCCUUUCCUCCCUCUGCUACUUGGCCCCUGGGAAAAAUUAACAAACAUUAAAAUUAAACACAAACAAUAAAAUUAACACAACAGUGGAGGACUGACUUCUCAAAAAGCAAGACACAUCAGUAUUUACUAAUGACCCCAGAUAUUCCUUCAAUACAUCAGCUGUCUCAGUUGUCCAUUUGGAAUGUGCCUCUUGCAUUACAGGCUCUUUCCUGGAAAGGUUCUAACAAUGCUGGAAU
This is a messenger RNA of Motacilla alba alba, 6395 nucleotides long. RefSeq names its product RAB19, member RAS oncogene family (gene RAB19). Gene Ontology annotation, molecular function: GTP binding; GTPase activity. Lineage: Eukaryota; Metazoa; Chordata; Aves; Passeriformes; Motacillidae. The coding region runs from base 252 to 896 and encodes 214 amino acids. The transcript is spliced from 3 exons. The record is from RefSeq and is a predicted model, not a curated record.